UCUCCCCCUCUCUCUCUCUUUGGGAAAAAAAAAGAGGUAAAUUCCUGCAGGCCACUUUACUCCAGGUUUCUGUGGGAUUUAAACAUGCGUGCAGAGACUUUGGUGAACUCCAUGUUAGUUCCCUUACUUCUUAUUCAGCUCACGGCUGUUAAGGAAAGUUUGUUACAAUCGCUGGGGCAGGUGUGUACGCUGUCUACUGAGUCGUCCCAGCGGCGGUGCAAGACCCCUGAUGGUUUGAUCUGCAGCGGUAGGGGCGAGUGUAAUUGUGGGGCCUGCGUAUGCCAGGUCGCAGAGCCAGGAAACUACUAUGGGCCACGCUGUGAAUGCCAUGACUGGGUCUGCGCAACAUAUGAUGGGAAGACCUGUGGAGGCCAUGGAGAGUGCUACUGUGGGAAGUGUGAAUGUGACGAAGGCCGGUAUGGAGAGGCCUGCCAGUACCAGGAAGACUGUAACCUGACAAGAAAGAAGAGCAAGGAGCUGUGCAGAAACCCACAGGGAGUGGUGUGCUCCAAUGCAGGCUCUUGUCAGUGUGGCAGCUGCAUGUGUCACAACCCUGAUGGGAGAGGUCUGAUAACAGGACAGUUCUGUGAGUGUGACGACAGCGAGUGUCUGGACGAGGACACUGGAGAGGUGUGUGGAGGCCAUGGCCAGUGUUACUGUGGCAACUGUUACUGUGGGGCUGGUUGGCAUGGAGACAAAUGUGAAUUCCAGUGUGACAUCAGCCCAUGGGAGAGCAAGCGGAGAUGCACAUCCUCGGAUGGCAAGAUCUGCAGCAACAGAGGGACCUGUGUCUGCGGGGAGUGCACGUGUCAUGACGUGGAUCCAUCCGGUGACUGGGGUGACAUACACGGAGACACCUGCGAGUGUGAUGAGAGGAUUUGUCACUCAACUUACGACAGAUACUCAGAUGACUUCUGUUCUGGACACGGCCAGUGUAACUGUGGAAGGUGUGAGUGCAAGGAGGGCUGGACAGGAAAGAAGUGUGAGCAUCCUCUGUCCUGCUCCCUCUCUCUGGAGAGCAGCCUGAGGAAGUGUAAGGGAACAUCCAGCAUUCCGUGCUUCGGACGAGGUUUGUGUCAGUGUGGCCAGUGUUCCUGCCACCCCCUGGGGGACACACGUGUUCAUGGAAAGAACUGUGAGUGUGAUGACCGUCAGUGUGAGGACAUCAACGGGGAGAUAUGUGGAGGUCAUGGUUUCUGUUCAUGUGGCCGUUGUAUCUGUGGUGACGGCUGGUUUGGGAAGUUGUGCUCGUUCCCUCGGACAUGCCAAAUGACUGAUGCUCAGAGCAAGGAGCUGUGUGAGACCGCUGAGGGAGUCAUCUGCAACGGAAAAGGAUCGUGCCACUGUGGACGGUGUAUUUGCUCUGGGUCUGUUCAGGACUGGUGGGUUUCUGGGGAGUUCUGUGAGUGUGAUGACAGAGAGUGUGACCAACAUGACGGACUCAUCUGCACAGGAAAUGGGGUGUGCAACUGUGGCAACUGUGACUGUUGGAAUGGCUGGACGGGGAAUGCCUGUGAGAUCUGGGAGGGAACGGAAUACUAACACUACAGAACAUUUUAGCAAAGAGACUGCGCUGUCAGAAAGGGCCGCAGGGAAAAUCAAAUGGAGGAGAGAUAUGGAGACGAAGAGUGACGGAGAGGAAAAGAAAAGAGAGGCCAACCAAACUGGGAUGUAAUUCUUCAUUCAGAUUUCUGUUUAUCACUUGUAUAACGACAUUCAUUGUACUGGUUACAAGUUAUCUUUAUUAAAACUAUUUUAUUUUGUUAUGCAAGACAAAAAAAAACAUCUGCGGAAACAAAAAAAAAACAUGUUUUUUCUUUCCUUUAGAAGAUAUGACCAUGUAAUCCUUUAUAUUUCCAAUAUAACUAUAUGUAUGAACAUUUUAAUAUAGGAAUGCUUACAUAUUCCAGGAAGCUAGACAUAAGAUGAUGCACAUACAUAAACACAAGACAAACAUUAAAAAGAAAGGAGAAAUGGUUUAUUAUAUAUAUUUUUUCAAUUGUCAGUUUGUCUAUGAGUGUGAUGGUGAUAAUGUUUAUAACGUGUGCAAGCUGAUGAGUUAAUAAAAAUAUAUUCUUGCCUGUGGUUUUGGGAUUGAUCACAAGUUGGACUUAAAUUACACUCUGCACUCAAGUCAGAAGUAUAUUGUUUGAGUGUUUAUUUUUAAUUUUUCAAUAAUAAAACAUUGAAUGUG
This is a messenger RNA of Esox lucius (northern pike), 2194 nucleotides long. RefSeq names its product integrin, beta-like 1 (gene itgbl1). The transcript has 11 exons. NCBI's taxonomy places the organism in Eukaryota, Metazoa, Chordata, Actinopteri, Esociformes, Esocidae. Gene Ontology annotation, biological process: cell-matrix adhesion; cell adhesion mediated by integrin; integrin-mediated signaling pathway. The record is from RefSeq and is a predicted model, not a curated record. The coding region runs from base 85 to 1542 and encodes 485 amino acids. Gene Ontology annotation, cellular component: focal adhesion; integrin complex; cell surface. Gene Ontology annotation, molecular function: integrin binding.